Molecule: messenger RNA, 3815 nt
Organism: Rhagoletis zephyria (snowberry fruit fly)
Lineage: Eukaryota; Metazoa; Arthropoda; Insecta; Diptera; Tephritidae
Product: neurogenic locus Notch protein-like
Biological process (GO): cell differentiation; axon guidance; multicellular organism development
Cellular component (GO): plasma membrane; signaling receptor complex; cell surface
Molecular function (GO): protein binding
Source: RefSeq, a predicted model, not a curated record
UGUGACCAGGACUGCAACACGUAUGCGUGCAACUUUGACGGCAACGAUUGCUCAUUGGGCAUCAACCCUUGGGUGAAUUGCACUGCGAAUAUAGAGUGUUGGCGCGUGUUCAUGGAUGGCCAGUGUAAUGAGGAGUGCAACAAUGCUGCUUGUCUGUUCGAUGGUCGUGAUUGCGCCAAGAAACUACAACCAUGUAAUCCGACUUAUGAAGCCUACUGUCAGAAACAUUAUGCGGAUGGCCAUUGUGAUUAUGGCUGCAAUAAUGCUGAGUGCAACUGGGAUGGCUUGGACUGUGAAAAUACUCUCGAGCAACCGAAUUUGGCCGAUGGCGCUAUAUCUGUGGUGAUGCUGAUGGACAUCAAAACUUUCCGCGAAAAGCAGGUGGAAUUCUUGCGUGAAAUGGGUCAUGUACUCCGCACUACGGUGCGCAUCAAGAAGGACUCCAUGGGCAAUGACAUGAUCUUCACCUGGAAAGGCACUUCGCAAUUGACUGAACUGCAAAACUCGGACUUCGGACGCAAGCACAGAAUACUAACCAGUGAGCGCAAUGAUCAAACGGGCAUACAAAUAUACCUGGAAAUCGAUAAUCGGAAGUGCAUCGACUGUUUCAAUCGCGCCGCCGAAGCUGCCGAGUUCCUGGCGGCUUCUGCAUCCAAAUACACGCUCUCACCAAAGUUCAACAUCUACAGCGUGCGUGGCGUACAAAACCCCGGCGAAGAUGUAGAAGAACGUCCCAGCAACGUAAAAUAUGUGCUCAUCGGCAUCAGCAUUGUGGUAUUCGCAUUCCUCGGUGUACUUGUGACUACGCAACGUAAGCGCGCGCAUGGCAUCACUUGGUUCCCAGAAAAUUUCCGUACCACAACCGCUGCACCGGUUAAUCAUCAGCGACGGCGACGUGACACUGGCCAGGAGAUGCGCAAUUUAAACAAAAAUCCCUCAAUUGCUUGCAUGAGCAAUGACGUCAACAUGAACUCCGGUCACAUGGGCCACGCACCGCAAUGGUCGGAUGAUGAGUCCGAAUUGCCGCCACAGAAGCGCAUGCGCAACGAUCUCGGCGGGUACGCCAGCGAUCACACGAUGGUAACCGACUAUGAAGAAGCUGAUCCACGCGUUUGGUCGCAGGCGCAUCUCGAAGUAGCCGAUGUACGUUCGUCAAUUAUGACGCCGCCUGCGCACCAGGAUGGGAAACACGAUGUGGAUGUGCGCGGACCGUGCGGCAUGACACCACUCAUGGUAGCCGCUGUUCGCGGUGGAGGCAUGGAUACUGGCGAAGACAUUGAAAACACUGAGGAUCAAACGGCACAGGUGAUUUCGGAUUUGUUGGCGCAAGGUGCUGAACUUAACGCCACCAUGGACAAAACUGGUGAAACUUCACUGCACCUGGCAGCGCGUUAUGCGCGCGCUGAUGCUGCCAAACGUUUACUGGACGCUGGCGCCGACGCCAACUGUCAAGAUAACACCGGUCGUACACCACUGCAUGCCGCUGUGGCCGCCGAUGCAAUGGGCGUUUUUCAGAUACUGCUGCGCAACCGCGCUACCAAUUUGAAUGCGCGUAUGCAUGAUGGCACCACACCGCUAAUACUCGCCGCACGCCUAGCCAUUGAAGGAAUGGUUGAAGAUCUAAUAACUGCCGAUGCUGAUAUCAAUGCUGCCGACAACUCGGGUAAGACCGCGCUCCAUUGGGCAGCCGCUGUUAAUAAUACCGAAGCCGUGAAUAUACUACUCAUGCAUCAUGCCAAUCGUGACGCCCAGGACGACAAGGAUGAGACACCACUAUUUCUAGCAGCGCGCGAGGGCUCCUAUGAAGCGUGCAAAGCGCUGCUCGACAACUUUGCCAAUCGCGAAAUCACCGAUCACAUGGACCGUUUGCCACGCGAUGUGGCCUCCGAGCGCUUGCACCAUGACAUCGUGCGCCUGCUCGAUGAACAUGUGCCGCGCUCACCGCAAAUGAUGGCGCUGACGCCACAGACCAUGAUAGGCUCGCCACCACCUGGCAGCCAAGCACAGAUCAUCUCUCAGCCCACUGUUAUUUCAUCAUCAAAACAGACAGCACAAUCUGCGAAAUCAAAAGCGGCGAAAAAGGCAAAGCUAUUGGAGGGCAGCCCGGACAAUUUGCUCGACGGUGGCAGUCUGCGACGCAAACCGGGUUCAAAAAAGGGGGCAGGGGGCUCGGUGUCAAAAAAGGGCGGACAAAACGGCCUUACGGCAGCACAGCUGCUGAAUGGCUUGGGUGGUGGGCUGACAACGCACGGCCAGGGACUGGAGGGAGUGGACCAGCAGCAGCUGUUGGAUGCCGGUCUCAGUGCGGUGGACUCGCCACCACUGACGGGGCUAACAAGUCAGCCGAGCCCGUACGACACGUCGUCACUCUAUUCCAACGCGAUGGCGGCACCAACACACCACCACAACGAUCUGUUAGGCAACAGCAACGGCGCGAAACAACCACCCAGCUAUGAAGACUGCAUAAAGAAUGCGCAAACAAUGCAGAGCCUAGUGCAGCAACAGCAGCAAAAUAAUAUGGAUUUAAUCAAAAUGGAGAAUUACGUUUACUCGCGUGGUUCGCCCUUUCAUCAGGAAAUGAUCGGCCAGAAAGGCAACAAUCAGCAAAGCAUGAAUUCGCUUUGCGGCGGUGGAGGCGGAGGUGGCAAUCUCGGUCACAAUCUGCCCGGCAACAUGGCCGGUCAUGAGCAAGGGCUAAGUCCGCCCUAUUCCAAUCAAUCGCCACCGCAUUCCGUGCAGAGCAGCAUGGCGCUUUCGCCGCACGCUUAUUUGGGUUCACCAUCGCCCGUCAAAUCACAUCCCAGCCUACCCACCUCACCCACACACAUGCAGGCGCUGCGCCAUGCGACCCAUCAGAAACAAUUUGGUAGCAAUGUGAAUUCGCUGCUGGGUGGCGCUGCCAACAACAACAACAACAGCAACUCUACAAAUGGCCCACAGAGUAACGCGUCGAUGAAUUCGCCGCAGAGCAUGAGUUUUCAAUCGCCCAGCAGUCAGAGUUUGUCGCAACAGAGUUCACCGGUGAGUGUGGGCAUUGUAUCGCCGACGGGUAGUGAUGGCAUGAUGAUGGCGCCACAGCAAACCCAGCAGCAGCAACAGCAACAACAACAACAGCAGCAGCAGCAGCAACAACAACAGCAACAGCUGCAGCAACAACAACAACAGCAGCAGCAGCAGCAACAGAAUUCGAAAAGCAGUGCAAUAAUGCAAACAAUGCAACAACACCAACAACAGCUGGCGAGCCUCGAUUUCGCAUCGGCCGGCUUGGAUUUGAAUGGAUUUUGUGGAUCGCCAGAUUCCUUUCAUUCCGGCCAAAUGAAUCCACCCUCGAUACAGAGUACAAUGUCAGGUUCCUCGCCCGCCACCAAUAUGCUAUCGCCAUCCUCCCAACACAAUCAGGCCUUCUAUCAGUAUCUGACACCGACCAGUCAGCACUCUGGCGGCCAUACACCCCAGCAUCUGGUGCAAACGCUCGACAGCUAUCCCACACCAUCACCCGAAUCGCCAGGUCACUGGUCGAGUUCGUCGCCACGUUCCACAUCGGACUGGUCCGAGGGUGUACAAUCGCCGGCGGCCAAUAAUCUGUACAUGUCCGGUGGACAUCAGGCCAACAAGGGUUCAGAGGCGAUUUAUAUUUGACAAUAAGCACAGGUGGCAGUGGUAGAUUGUUGUGGUGAAGCUGCUGUGCACGGACGUUCCGAAAGCGUCAGCGUAAAUGUUGUGUUAUGUAAACAGUUAUAGUAUCCUACAAAACUAUAUAUAUAAAUAUACAAAUGAAUAUUUUUAGUAGCAUGUAGUUUGUACAAAAGAUAAAA